CCGGUCUCAGAAAUACAUUCAGCCGAGGGAAAAGGAGAACGUGGCCUAUGAAUUCAUUCUCCACAAUUACGCGAUAACAGAGGGGUUUGUUUUCUUAAAGGCCACCGCUGGCAUCAUCCCAUCAUUUGCAAGCUUCCGUGGGAUUUCUGGAAAACUCCCUCCCUCUCGUCCGUCGUCACCUUCAACUUUCUUCGGCACAGAGAACAUCAGCUCUCUAGCACCACACACAUCAUGUUGUACUCCAAAUUCUGGCCCAAGGGUGGUAUCCCGGGCAUGCUCCACCACUACACUGAAUCCCUCGUCACCUUUGAAUACACAACCGGCAAGGUCGCCCAACCCCACAGUCUCCUCUUCGUUGGUGGUCUGGGCGAUGGUAUCGGUACCACUUCCUACGUCGCCGACAUGGCGAAGAUGAUGGAGCAAAGCGACUGGUCCAUCUUCAUGCUCAACCUCACCUCCUCUUACAACUCCUGGGGUCUGGGCCACCUGGACCGCGACACGAACGAGAUCACCAAGUGCCUCAACUACAUCCGCGAUUACAAGACCGAGAAGUACGGCAGCCCCGGCAAGAUCGUGCUGAUGGGCCACUCGACGGGCAGCCAGUGCGUGCUGCACUACCUCUACCGGCCCAACCCCUUCACGGUCGCCCACCCGUUCGACAGCGACCUGGAGCAUCUGCAGCGCAUGCCCCUCGACGGCGCCAUCAUGCAAGCGCCCGUCUCCGACCGUGAGGCCAUCCAGUGGGUGCUCCACUGGGGGUUCAACGGCAAGACGCCCGAGCAGGUGCGGGCGGUCUACGACAAGGCCGAGGCGAUGGCGCGCGAGGCGGUGCGCGACAAGGACCCCAAGUUCGACACCGUCCUGCCCCUGGACGUCACCGCCAACAUCUGCUACGGCGCCAACGUUCCCAUCAGCGCCCGCCGCUUUUUGAGUCUCGUGAGCCCCGACAGCCCCGCGACGCCCCAGGAAGACGACCUGUUCAGCUCCGAUCUGAGCGAUGAGCACCUGAAAACCACCUUCGGCAAGAUCCGCGACUCGGGCCUGCUCCGCAGUCGCCUGAUGGUGAUGUUCUCCGGCGCCGACCAGGCGGUGCCGGACUGGAUUGACAAGGAGAAGCUGAUGGCCCGGUGGCGGAACGCGGCGAACCGCAACGGCGAGGCGGAGGUCUGGGAUGACCAGCACAGCUUCAUCAUUCCCAAUGCCUCGCAUGCGUUGAGCAAUGACGACCAGGCGGAGCCGAGAAGGCUUCUGGCUGAGAAGGUCAUCAGCUAUCUGAGUGCAGUCAAGGGAAACUGAGAUGAUUACGAUCGAGUUUGUUUUUAGCGUGCAAUGUUAGAGAUUCAAUUGUGC
This is a messenger RNA of Aspergillus uvarum CBS 121591, 1350 nucleotides long. It is a transcript of the gene sidJ, whose product is annotated as putative siderophore biosynthesis lipase/esterase. The coding region runs from base 232 to 1296 and encodes 354 amino acids. The record is from RefSeq and is a predicted model, not a curated record. Lineage: Eukaryota; Fungi; Ascomycota; Eurotiomycetes; Eurotiales; Aspergillaceae. The transcript is spliced from 2 exons.